AUGCAAAAGAAGCGCAUUGGGCGGGCGGAGCAGCCGCCUACCAGCCAAGAGGCAAACCCCGAUGAGGUGGUCAAGAUUCGCCAACGCCUUGCCUUCCUCUGUCAUGAUCUGUGUAUUUUCGGUGCUAAUCCAGAAGCCAUGGAACGCUUGAACCUCUCCCUCUAUCCUCACUUCCUUGGCCCGCCCUAUCUCUCCGAAGAAGAAGCUGCAUUCGCUCUCUCUAGCGAGAUCCGCACGCUGCGCAAUGUAGGGCCCCCACCAUCCCUUGAUGCAAAUGCGCGUGACCAGCAUUCUCAAUCGCUGGCAGUCUUUCUGGAGGGAGGCAUGGCCGCGAUCAUGGCCGCACGGGAGGCUAAACACAACCACGAGACAAUCCGGGAACGAGAUUUCGUGCUGUGCACAUCGCACGACCUUGCGCCACUGUUACAGGACGCUUGUGCGUUCCCGAAGCAGCAUUUCGAGACCCGUGCAUUCAAGGACGCGUAUAAGCAAUGGGAGAAGGGGCUUCGCAAGGCAAAUAAGAAGGGGAAGGGAGCGGCUUGACGACUGCACACGCUGCGAUUGCUGUUGGCCUUGGUCUGGUAUUCCCAGACGAAGCGACAUGUCGAUAUUCGUGCUCCGCGUAUCAAUGCUUCCCUCUUGACUAUGGCUGUGAAUACCUGACGAACGAGUGUCCAGGUUCAAUUUGGGUUGGCAGAUACAACGAAUGUGACGAUCUU
Messenger RNA from Dichomitus squalens LYAD-421 SS1, 719 nucleotides. RefSeq lists its product as uncharacterized. The record is from RefSeq and is a predicted model, not a curated record. Bases 1 to 543 code for a protein of 180 amino acids. The transcript has 2 exons. NCBI's taxonomy places the organism in Eukaryota, Fungi, Basidiomycota, Agaricomycetes, Polyporales, Polyporaceae.